CAUAGCAUCUGUCUCUGUGCGACGUCAGGGAGUCCAUCAAAAAUAGGACAAGCGGUCUCCGAGCUCCUCCCUCUCUGCUACCGUAGCCGCCCACUCCCUGUACUCCGCCGCGUAGUUGCUCUGUCUUUCACUGGAGAUCACGAACGCCGGAGUACUCUUAGCCAGCAAACAGCCAUGGCAGAAAACGCCGGCUUGGAUAACCACCGUAUCAAGAGCUUCAAAAACAAGGGACGCGAUGUCGAGACUAUGAGAAGACAUCGAAAUGACGUGACAGUCGAGCUGAGGAAGAACAAACGAGACGAGCAUCUCCUGAAGAAGAGGAAUGUCCCACAGGAGGACAGUCUGGAGGACUCCGACUUCGACUCCGACUUCAAAGGGCAAAACUUCACGCUAGAGGCCAUCUUACAGAACGCCACCAGUGAUAAUGCCGUGGUUCAGCUUAGUGCCGUGCAGGCUGCCAGAAAACUCCUCUCCAGUGACAGAAACCCUCCCAUUGAUGACCUGAUAAAGUCUGGCAUCCUGCCCAUCUUAGUCAAAUGUCUGGAGAGAGACGACAAUCCGUCUCUUCAGUUUGAGGCAGCCUGGGCCCUGACCAACAUAGCGUCUGGCACGUCACAACAGACCCAGGCUGUGGUCAAGUCCAAUGCUGUUCCCCUGUUUCUGAGGCUGCUCCACUCUCCCCAUCACAAUGUGUGUGAACAGGCCGUGUGGGCGCUAGGCAACAUCAUAGGCGACGGGCCACAGUGCAGGGAUUACGUUAUCUCCCUGGGCGUGGUCAAGCCCCUGCUGUCCUUCAUUAACCCCUCCAUCCCCAUCACCUUCCUCCGCAACGUCACCUGGGUCAUCGUCAACCUCUGCCGCAACAAGGACCCACCGCCCCCCAUGGAGACAGUACAGGAGCUUCUCCCAGCGCUGUGUGUUCUUAUAUACCACACAGAUAUAAAUAUCCUUGUGGACACGGUGUGGGCUCUGUCCUACCUGACAGACGGUGGGAACGAGCAGAUUCAGAUGGUGAUAGACUCUGGCGUGGUCCCCUUCCUUGUCCCCCUGCUCAGCCACCAGGAGGUCAAAGUUCAGACGGCUGCUCUGAGGGCGGUGGGUAACAUUGUGACUGGGACGGACGAGCAGACACAGGUGGUGCUCAACUGUGACGUCCUCUCCCACUUCCCCAACCUGCUCACACACCCCAAAGAAAAGAUCAACAAGGAAGCAGUGUGGUUCUUGUCCAAUAUCACGGCUGGGAACCAGCAGCAGGUUCAGGCAGUGAUCGACGCAGGACUCGUCCCCUUGAUCAUCCACCAACUGGCCAAGGGGGACUUUGGCACUCAGAAGGAGGCAGCAUGGGCCAUCAGCAACCUCACCAUCAGCGGCAGGAAAGACCAGGUGGAGUACCUGGUGCAGCAGAAUGUGGUUCCUCCGUUCUGCAGCCUGCUGUCAGUGAAGGACUCCCAGGUGGUUCAGGUGGUCCUGGACGGCCUCAAGAACGUCCUCAUCAUGGCUGGAGACGAGGCCAGCACCAUCGCUGAGAUCAUAGAGGAGUCUGGAGGUCUGGAGAAGAUAGAGAAUCUGCAGCAACAUGAGAAUGAGGACAUCUACAAACUAGCCUUCGAGAUCAUUGACCAGUACUUCUCAGGCGACGAUAUUGAUGAGGAUCCCAGUUUAAUUCCUGAAGCCACCCAAGGGGGGACCUUCAACUUUGACCCUGCCUCCAACCUGCAGACGAAGGAGUUCAAGUUCUAGGAGCCGGUCCAUCAAGCAGCACGGGUACUGUCAAACCCACCUCAGACAUUCAUCCACCCAUCUCUCCACCAAACUGGCAACUUGCUACAGAAGGAUUGUACACAGCUACUAUUACUUCAACAUGGCCACCCAUCUUGCAACUGAAGGAUUCACCCACCGCCACUACAAUACUCCACCUCUGUACUGAAGGGUCCCUAAAAACUACCACCAUCCAUCAGAACCUGGUAACCCAUACGGGUCCAGGUAAUUCAUCCAGCACCAAUACAAUACUCCACCUCUGUACUGAAGGGUCCCUAAAAACUACCACCAUCCAUCAGAACCUGGUAACCCAGACGGGUCCAGGUAAUUCAUCCAGCACCAAUACAAUACUCCACCUCUGUACUGAAGGGUCCCUAAAAACUACCACCAUCCAUCAGAACCUGGUAACCCAGACGGGUCCAGGUAAUUCAUCCAGCACCAAUACAAUCUGAUCUCAGGCAGUCGUAGUCGAUGCUUUGAAAUGUCACGUGAAAAUCAUAUGGACGGAAGAAAAAGCCUUUUGGGGCAAUAUUUUUGAAUUGCCAAAUGUCACGAUUUACACACGUACACACGUACACACGCACGCACACACGCACAAACACACAGUUGAAGACACUUGGGAAGAAUUUGUGCAGACUUGUUUUAGAAGCCAAUACAUCACAGAUGGGGAAAGGAUACUAACGUUUGUUUGCGGGUUCGUUUUGUGCUUCACCCCUGGAUUGUCCCUUGGAUUCUCAUUCUCCCUCAGUCGUGGUCACGCACGUCGUCAGUCACACACAGUCGGUCGGUCACACACCCACACACAGAGUCAGACACACACACACACACACACACACAGAGUCAUACAGAGACGCGCUCAGUCAGUCAGUCAGUCACACACACACAGUCACACACGCAGUCAGUCACACACGAGCAGUCAGUCACUCAGACGCGCACACUGACAGUCACUCAGACGCGCACAGUGACUCACACACGCAAAUACAUUCACACACUCACACAGACUGUCUCACACACAGACGGACUGUCUCACACAGUCAC
Molecule: messenger RNA, 2796 nt
Organism: Salmo salar (Atlantic salmon)
Lineage: Eukaryota; Metazoa; Chordata; Actinopteri; Salmoniformes; Salmonidae
Source: RefSeq, a predicted model, not a curated record